GGCGUGUGCGCAGCCAGAGCCCCGACACCUUCCCGGCGGACACAGGUCCCAUAAAUCCCCCAGCCCGCUGCAGACAGGGCAGCGGUGCCCAGCACCCCGUGGAGAUUCCUCGGGCGGCAGCUCUCGGCUGGCGCAGGGCCGCUGGAGGGGAUGGACUAUUCCUAUGAUGAGGACCUGGACGAGCUCUGUCCGGUCUGCGGGGACAAGGUCUCCGGGUACCACUACGGGCUGCUCACCUGCGAGAGCUGCAAGGGCUUCUUCAAGCGGACGGUGCAGAACAACAAGCACUACACCUGCACCGAGAGCCAGAACUGCAAGAUCGACAAGACCCAGCGCAAGCGCUGCCCCUACUGCCGCUUCCAGAAGUGCCUCACCGUGGGGAUGCGCCUGGAAGGUUCACUGCAGCCUCUGCCCUCUCUCUGCCCCCCAGCCGUGCGUGCUGACCGGAUGCGUGGAGGGAGGAACAAGUUUGGACCCAUGUACAAGCGGGACCGUGCCUUAAAGCAGCAGAAGAAAGCUCUGAUCCGUGCCAAUGGCUUCAAGCUGGAGACCGUGCCUCAGAUCAUGUCCCCAGUGCAGAAUGACUACAGCCUGUCCUCCACCAUCCACAGCAUCCACGCCAUGUCCAAGACCUUGCCACCCAACCCUGCUGCCCUGACGCCCGUCGACUACGAGCGCAGCCCCUAUGGGACGCCCUCCCUGGGAAUGACUGUGCCCAGCCACGCGCCGCUCGCCGGCUACCACUACUCCUCCUUCCCCAACCGUACCAUCAAGUCCGAGUACCCGGACCACUACACAAAUGUGCACGAGUCCGUGCCCGCCUACAUGUACCCAGAGACCUACGCCAGCAGCUCCCCCCCCGACAUCCCUGAGGUCAUCCUGAAGCUGCUGCAGCUGGAGCCCGACGAGGCCCAGGUGAAGGCACGGAUACUGGCCUGUCUGCAGCAAGAGCAAGGCAAAGGUCGGCAUGAGAAGCUCAGCACCUUCGGCCUCAUGUGCAAGAUGGCCGACCAGACCCUCUUCUCCAUCGUGGAGUGGGCACGGAGCUGCAUCUUCUUCAAGGAGCUGGAGGUGGGCGACCAGAUGAAGCUGCUGCAGAACUGCUGGAGCGAGCUGCUGGUGUUUGACCACGUCUACCGUCAGCUGCAGCACGGCAACGAGCACAGCGUGCUGCUUGUCACCGGCCAGGAGGUGGACAUGUCGACUGUUGCUGCCCAGGCCGGCUCCAUCCUGAACACGCUGGUGCUGCGGGCACAGGAGCUCGUCCUGCACUUGCACUCGCUCCAGGUGGACCGUCAGGAGUUCGUCUGCCUCAAGUUCCUCAUCCUCUUCAGCCUCGACGUGAAGUACCUGGAGAACCACACGCUGGCUAAGGACGCUCAGGAGAAGGCCAACGCGGCGCUGCUGGAGUACACCAUCUGCCACUACCCCCACUCCACGGACAAGUUUCGCCAGCUGCUGCUGCGGCUGGCGGAGGUCCGGGCGCUGAGCAUGCAGGCGGAGGAGUACCUCUACCACAAGCACCUGAGCGGGGAGGUGCCCUGCAACAACCUCCUCAUCGAGAUGCUGCAUGCCAAGCGGACUUGAGCGUGGCUGUGAGCACGGACCCGGCGGAACCCCGGCGCUGCCAGCGGCAUGGCAGGGGCAGGACACGCGCCCGGGGCUGGCGGGCCGGCGGUGCCCCUCCACCCCACCUUUCUCAGUGAUGCUAUUUAACCUGUACUAUUGGAAACGGCCCAGAUGGUUUAUUUUAAUACACAGUAAGGACGGUUGAUGGCCACGGGGCCGUGGGCUUGGCUGCCAGACUGCCCCAUCGGCAGCGCUGCCUGCCGGCUCCUCUGCACACCCGGUGCUCGACCUGUCGCCUGCCCGACCCGGCUCUGCGGCACGAAGGAAGGGUAAAGCCUGUCCCGGCUUUUCUCCUAUUUAUGCUCCUCUCCUGCUGCUCCCACCAGCUGUUUCUCCACUGCUGCCAUCCCUCCCCCAACCCUGCCCAUGUCUCAGGGCCCCUCGUGCACAGGGCAGGGGAGAGGUGAGGUGAACCCCGCCGGGUUGAGGUUUUGCGACAGUCGGGGAGUCCCCAGGCACCAGCACGGUGGCAGAGGAUUUCUGCAGGAGCCAAGCAGAAUGCCAGGGCUGGGGCUGGAGACGUUGGCCCCACGCAGCCAUGCUGGGACCCCCAAGGUGCAUGUGCCAGGGUCCCCACUCCUGACUCCCUGCAGCGUUGCUGCCUGCUCUGCGUCCCACCGCUGCCCCGGCCAAGCAAGGGCGGUCAGGGACAGGCAGCGCUGAGCCCUCAGCUGAGAUUCGUUUUCUCCGCCCUCGGCAGUAUGGGAGGCACCAGCUGUGGCUUUGCAGCCUGUGGCAGCCACAGUGCCCGGAGCCCACGGGUGUCUGCAGUCAGGACAUUCUGGGAUGUCAAAGCUUUGCUGCAGAGGCUCUAAAAGAUUUGGUACCAGGAGCAGGGGACUGUCCUUGGGACACUUUGGCCCCAUGGCCCUGCUGCUGUGCCCUCGGUGCCAGCACAACGUCCCUGUGGCUGGAGAGCUUUGCAGGUCACGGUGCCCAGGCAGCAUCGGCACAGCAAACCGAGCUGGUUCCUGAAGCACAAGGACAUGGUGGCCCCAGGAUGGUGUCCUGCCUCACGCCAGCUGUCAGCCGUGUCCAGGCAGUGUCUGGAGAACAGGCAAGGGGAGGAUGGAGCCAGGGACAGACCCUGUCCGCUUCCUGCCUGCAGGCGAUUCUGGCAGAGCGGCCGGGCAGGAGGGAGAUGCAGGGUCCAGCCCCUGCACCCCAGGUGCUGGGGCAGCAGCAGGUCCAGGCUGCAAAGAGCCCAGAGCUGCUCCCAUGCCAGGAUGUGCCCAAGGGCCUGGGAGAGCUGGGGGGCUUUGCAGCCCCCUCCUGCAUUUACCUGCCCAAGUGCAUGGGUAAAGAGUAGUAAGAAUUGUUCCAGCUUCAUGCUGGGCCAAGUUGAGCCCCCAGCCCCCCAUCGCUCUCUGCCGUGUCCCCAGGUGACAGCAAACGCUGUGCCGAAGCCACAAGCAGAGAGCCAUGGGUUCCUCUCCCGUCAUGGGACAGGGGCUCACAAACACAACCAGGCAGCACUGGGGGGCUGCAGCCCCCCAAACUGGGACUUGCCGGAGUCUCACUGCUGCUUUCUCAGCCAUGCUUUCCUCUCCUCACACCCUGCUGCCACUGCCAGGCACCCCAGCACAGCCCCCUCGCCAUGGCCAGCCCCCCCCUCCCCGGCUCCGCUGGGACUCCUCCGGCACGGCUGGGUUGGUUCAGGUUUGUUUUCCACAGUGGGUGUUUGCUCCUCGUUCGGAGGGGGCUGUCAUCCGCCGUGGCUCUGCGCAGAGCCGGUGCCUUGAGGAGCUGCAGACGCUGCGCCCCGAGCCGCGCGGUUUAUGGAAGCUUGUUAGAUGCAGAAGAGCAUGUUUGUCUCUGCUUUUCAACAUGUUUGUGCAUUUUCCUCCUGAAGUCUGUGGUUCAGUUUCACCUUCUUCUUUUUGUGAACUUAAAGAACUGGAGAAAAUGGUUUGGGAGGUAAAAGAUGUUUUAUUUUCAGAAAAUGAAAAGUGUCCUUAAGUGUCUCUCUCUCUCUCUCUCUCUCUCUCUCUCAUCCUUUUCUCCCUCUCAUCCCUCCCCUUCCCCACUCCCCACCCUUCCUUCCCAGGCAGGAGGUUACCAACUUCCUUGUCAGGAGCAAACCACUGUAAUAAAUUUUGCAGUUCAUUUAAAAA
Molecule: messenger RNA, 3743 nt
Organism: Grus americana (Whooping crane)
Lineage: Eukaryota; Metazoa; Chordata; Aves; Gruiformes; Gruidae
Gene: NR5A1
Product: nuclear receptor subfamily 5 group A member 1
Exons: 7
Coding region: 151-1587 (478 amino acids)
Biological process (GO): hormone-mediated signaling pathway; tissue development; regulation of transcription by RNA polymerase II
Cellular component (GO): RNA polymerase II transcription regulator complex
Molecular function (GO): zinc ion binding; RNA polymerase II cis-regulatory region sequence-specific DNA binding; nuclear receptor activity
Source: RefSeq, a predicted model, not a curated record